UCGGUCAGGACGAGAAGCCUGCACAUGGAGCCUCUGAAAAGACGGUCGAGGCAGGCUUAGGCAGGAAGCGAUGCAUAUCGUUCGCAUGCGGUGGCAAGAAGAUCGAGAGGCCUCCAACAUCACAGCCAAAGGAGACUCCCAAGACAGCAGAGCCGUUGCCAUCUUCGGCCUGCCCGCCAAAGCGAAAAUGUGCUUUGAAGUUCAUCUGUCCCACUCGAUCCGCAGCAGAGAGCACACCACCAAUGGAGAGGACAAGCUCCGGAAGACGCAUCGUCAGUCCUCCGCCUCCGGAGCGGAGAUCUGCGAAGUCUGAAUCAAAUUCCCAUCGCGGCUCUGAUUCCACUGUCACCCAUGCUUCACCAAAGAGCUCCCGCAAAAGUCCCGUCAUUGUCGAGACUGCUUCCGCGCCCACUGCAACCCCUUCUGCAAAUGCGCAUCAGCGCAAAGUGUCCGACGAUGAGUCGGAUGCCAGCACAGAAGCAAUUCGAUUCCACGAGUUCGCUUCUAGUGAUGACGAGCCGGAAGAAUGGGUGCAGGAGUCUACUUGUCAUCGCAGCCGCUUGACGGUCAGCGACACUCUCAAGAAAGAGACCUACAUCCGCAAAGCGUGCGAGGAAGUCGAGGAAGAAGCUGUCGAGGAAGAAGAGGACGAGGAUGAUCUCGAUGCGGAAGCGCUCAACGAGGACGAUGAUGACGAUGAUGACCUCGAAGCCGAAGACGAGGACGAGGACGAAGAGGAGGAGUCUGACGAUGGCUUCCGUACCGAUGAUGAAGAUGGCUUUGCCGAAUCCGAUUCUGAAGGUGAAGCGAGCGACGACGAGUGGUGGAGACCUAGUGCCGCUGCAUCGACGGCCGCGACUUCAAUGGAUCGCCUCGACCUCGCGGCCAAUGCCAAACACCAAGACACCGCGCUGUCUUCUUCGGUGGGCUCUGCAACUUCAAGCCACCUCUCGCCAAGAACUUCGCUCAGAAAGGCUCGUCGCAAGAACCAUGCUCACGGGGUACCUAUCCAUCCUAGGGCUGAGCCAGUCGAUCUUCCAGAUUCCACCGACUUUGUGUGUGGCACUCUCGACGAAGACAGACCUAUUGAGCAAGCCUUCAUCAACCACCGCAAGCAGCGUGAGGCGGCGAAGCAUAAAGCACGACCGCAAGACAUUGACCCAACUUUCCCUACCUCGGAUCCCGAACUGGAUGAAGAGGACGAUGAGGAUCUCGUCGACCCGGAAGAGAGCGACUGCGAAAGUCUGAUGCACGGCAAGCUCGAUGAUCUGGACGGCGACACCACGCUCCGACGUCGACCAUCGCAUAGUGCACGCAACAAGACGAACGUGCACAGAUCCCCACCACCUCCAGCUCGCCACAGGUCUCCCGCUCCGUCUGCUUUGAAGCGGGUGCCGGCCAGCGCUCGGUCACCUCCGCCUCCUACCACUAGACGCAGCACUGCUCGAUCUCCACCACCUCGCAAACUCUUUGGUGGUCACUCUCCAAAACGAAGCCGAUCACCACCAGCACCGCUCACCAUGAUGACGUCGCCCCCAAACACAAGGCGAGCAUCGCCAAACUUCCACGCCGAUGCUGCUGCAAACGUGCUGGCCAGCCGCCCACAGCUCACCCACACCUCAUCACUUCCUCGCGGCGGCGGCUUUUAUCUUGGUAAGCCCAACGGUUUCCGCAUCGACGACGGAGAAGACGACGAGCCGGCCGAUCACGCUAAUACCGGCGACUACCAUAAGCGUGGCGCCAUUGACAUCUACAAAGGCCUGGAGAAGAAGCGUCAACGACGCAAAGAGAAGAUGCUUCAAAAGGCCUGCGCGAAAGCAGCUGCCAAGGGCGAGAAGAACUACCGAGUCAAGCCUGGCAGAGGAGCUGAACGCAUGCGCGAGCUGGGCCUUGAGCUUCAGCGAUACCGCGGCAAAGGAGAGCAUAUUCUCUCCAUGUAACUGCCACUACCGUCAUCACCUUUUACCAUUCUGUGCGAAGAGCACAGCGCCGCCGGCACUGUUUCGGCACUUUAACGGGCUUUCAGCAGUCUCCGUGAUGACUCAUGAGAAAGCCUGUCUGGUCGCUGCGCUCGCUACUACAUUUUCAAUUACAAGCUACUUUGUUAUUUCGGCAUGAAGCAUCUGAGCGUUUUUGCUCAAUGGCAUUGGAUUUCUGAUUCAUGCAUUAUACCAGUAACGCAAACGGCACGGCAAUACGAAUGAGCGUUCUAGCAUCCGAUCUGAAUUGAGACGGCAGAGUGACGAUACCAAUGAGAGAGCACACUACUGAGAAGGAAAGAGAGAAUCAAUCAUGCUAAGGCCUGCUACAGCUUUGCUUUGGGGCGUUUGAUGGAUUUCACUUGGGUUGUGCUUGGUUUUUCUUUUUCCUGUAAAUAUGAUGUUACUGAGGCAGGCGACUUGUCUCGCUUCAUUGAAUCAAUCACUUCACGCGCCUCAGAA
Molecule: messenger RNA, 2441 nt
Organism: Pseudocercospora fijiensis CIRAD86
Lineage: Eukaryota; Fungi; Ascomycota; Dothideomycetes; Mycosphaerellales; Mycosphaerellaceae
Exons: 1
Coding region: 243-1940 (565 amino acids)
Source: RefSeq, a predicted model, not a curated record